Messenger RNA from Homarus americanus (American lobster), 1009 nucleotides. RefSeq names its product trypsin-1-like. Bases 19 to 870 code for a protein of 283 amino acids. The record is from RefSeq and is a predicted model, not a curated record. The transcript is spliced from 3 exons. Gene Ontology annotation, biological process: proteolysis. Gene Ontology annotation, molecular function: serine-type endopeptidase activity. NCBI's taxonomy places the organism in Eukaryota, Metazoa, Arthropoda, Malacostraca, Decapoda, Nephropidae.
CCCCCAGCCAGCACAACUAUGUAUAUGAGGCCAUCACACGCUACGGUUCACACACUCGCCGCCAUGAAGACCCAUGUGUUGUUUGUCCUGCUGGUUGGAGGAGCUCUUGCGGCUCCUUCGACUCGUUCCCGUCCACACCGUCCCAUCCACCCCCUGACGAUCGUAGGCGGAAACAACGUGACCCUGGGAGAGCUACCAUACCAAGUCAAUCUUCAGGAUAUCUCCUACGGGUUUCCAUACCACUUCUGCGGCGGAUCUAUCAAAUCCGAGCUCUGGGUGGUGACGGCGGCUCAUUGUGUCGACGAUAUUGAUGCAAACAAUCCCGAUUUUAUCCAGGCUGUGGCGGGGGAGGUGGACCAGGUAGUCAACGAAGCAUCAGAGCAAGUCAUCAUCCUCUCCCGUAUUAUUAUCCAUGAGAAUUACGAUGGAUUUGCCAUCAUCAACGACAUCGCCCUCCUGAAGCUCUCAAGUUCUCUUACCUUCAACGAGUUCGUGCAGCCCCUCCCACUGCCUCCCGUUGACCACAACUCCCAGGGAGACUGUGUCGUGUCAGGCUGGGGCUCCACGACCGAGGGAGGCGAUCCUUCAGAAAUCCUGCAGAAGGUCACUCUCCCGGUGUGGUCAGAUCAUGACUGUGGUAAUGCGUACCCGAACGAAAUCGAAGCGGGUAUGUUCUGUGCCGGGGUGACAGACGGAGGCCAGGACGCAUGUGGGGGUGACUCUGGCGGGCCCCUGGCCUGUGACGACCUACCCGAGAGGUACCUGGCCGGUAUAGUGUCGUGGGGGUAUGGGUGCGGCCAGCCAGGCUUCCCCGGCGUGUACACUAAGGUAUCACACUACGUGGAUUGGAUCAACAGUCACGCCGUGUGAGGAGACCUGCUUCUUUGUGUGUGUCUGUGUGUGUGUGUGUGUGUGAGUGAGAGAGAGAGAGAGAGUCCGUCUGCUGUGCUCUUUUUAGGAGACUUUUAUGGUAUACUGAAACAAGAAUGUCUCUAAUUAAUACACCUAA